AAACAGAAAUCAGCUUGAAAAGAACCGGUUUACAUUAUCGCUAAUCGAACUGUAAGUGCAGUAAAAGAUAAUUACAAUAAAACUCACUGCAAUCGCAGAUAAUUCUUAUUGUGUUUGUAGCUAGUACUUUAAAAUUACUAUAAAUUGCCGGCAAAUAAACGAUUAUUCCAGUCUUAUUCUAUUUCACAAAGCGUUAAGAGGUAUGUUGUUUUAAAAAAUGAACAGCAAAUUGUUUUUAUUAUUGUGUGUGCUGCUCGCAUUACAGUUCACAGCAUUUGCAUAUCCCUCGGAAAGUGUCGGCGAUAUUAAAGCAAUCGCAGAUAAUAAACCGCCAAAAGAAAAAAGAAUAAUACCGCCGAACCACUUACCAAAAUAUGAGGACGAAGAUGAAGAUGAAUCUGGUGUCUACAGCGCUCAAUUGUCGUCAUCGGAAAUUGAUUUGCCCUGCACAAAUGAAACCAUAAGAGUACAAUUUAUAAGCAGCAGUAUUCCGUUUCCAGAGCGCUUUUUCCAUUUACCAAAGAGAUGUUCCGAAGAGGUGCAGUGAAUAGUAUAAUAAAUAAUGAAGCGACGAAUAGUGGUGAUAAAAUAAGAAAUUAAAAAAAAAUUUGUGUGUUUUGAAAAUUUUGUACCUUUAUAUCGGAAUAUACGCUAUAAUUUAUAUAAGAUACGA
Bactrocera oleae (olive fruit fly) is the source of this 673-nucleotide messenger RNA. The record is from RefSeq and is a predicted model, not a curated record. NCBI's taxonomy places the organism in Eukaryota, Metazoa, Arthropoda, Insecta, Diptera, Tephritidae.